CAGCUGGCACGUGCCAAGGCUUCGGUCACACAGGGCAGGGGCAUGGGGGGUGCACACCAUCGCCGAGCACAAGGAGAGGGCACAGUGGAGGGGCUGGAGUCACCAGAGUGGCACGUGGUCCUGUGGACCGGAGCUUGCAGCUGAGCCCGUGGGAGAGCAGCAUCGUGGACCGGCUGAUGACGCCCACCCUGUCCUUCCUGGCGCGCAGCCGGAGCGCCGUGACGCUGGCUGGGAACGGCAAGGAGCAGGUGCCCGUGUGCCCUUCCGGCUCGGCCUCCGCCAGCCCCCUCAGCCCCUGCCAAACCACCGGCUGGCCGCAACGCGUGGGCUGGGCGCGGGCGGAAGGCGGCAACCCCGCCAGCCCCGAUGUGACGCCGGCGCCGCACGGAGCCGAGCCCUCGCCCAAGAAGAAGGAGAAGAAGGAGAAGGACCGGGAGAACGCCAAGGAGCGCAGCGCCCUGUCCCGCGAGCGCAGCCUCAAGAAGCGGCAGUCGCUGCCGGCGGCACAGCCCCGGCUCCUGCCUGCGGCCGACAGCAGCCCGGGCCCCAAGAACCGUCCCUCGUCACCUGCCACCCCCAAGAACCGUCCCUCAUCCCCUGCAACCCCCAAGAACCGUCCCUCGUCCCCUGCCACCCCCAAAGCCCGCCCAGCGGUCCCCCAGCCCGGCCCCUCAGGCUCUCCCCAUAAGCCUCCCCUGCCCCGCAGCGCCCACCCUCCCCAAGUGCGGGCCAAGGGCGGCGGGAGGGAGCGGGGGAGCAAGAGGGGCCGGCGAAAGGCACGGAGAGGAAGGAAGGAGGAGCGGGGGCCCGGCGCCCCCAGCCCUUCCGAGCCCCCCAAGGUGCCCGCAGAGCCGACGGGGUCAGCCCCAUGCCAGCCCCCCGCCCCGGUGCCGGCAAGCCCCCCCAGCCUAGAACCCCCCGCCGGCCCAACGGACCGAGAAGGAGCCGCCCGCUUGCCUGGCGGAGAAGCGGAGACCAGGCCGCGGGAGCAGCGGGAGCGUGAGGCAGCGGGAACCGCGCCGGGAGCGAGGAAGGAGCAGGAGCGGCUGGGUGGGCUGCGCCCCUUGGGCCCGCGGGCCCGGUCCCCUGCAGUGCUGAGGGCCCUCUUCCCGCAGGCGGGCGCAGGAGAGCGGGCGGCGAGGAAGCAGAGCCGGAGGGAGGCUGGGCACGGCGGAGGGAUGAGGAGGGCGGCGGCUGCAGGAGGAGCGGAGAGGCCCCAGAGAGAGCCGCGGCGCGAGGCGGGUAGUAAGACGGAGCGGCUUGCAGAGAACAGGUCGGGGUGA
Molecule: messenger RNA, 1283 nt
Organism: Manacus vitellinus (golden-collared manakin)
Lineage: Eukaryota; Metazoa; Chordata; Aves; Passeriformes; Pipridae
Product: MAP7 domain-containing protein 1-like
Source: RefSeq, a predicted model, not a curated record